Molecule: messenger RNA, 3876 nt
Organism: Haliotis rubra (blacklip abalone)
Lineage: Eukaryota; Metazoa; Mollusca; Gastropoda; Lepetellida; Haliotidae
Exons: 23
Coding region: 1-3876 (1291 amino acids)
Molecular function (GO): protein binding
Source: RefSeq, a predicted model, not a curated record
AUGUCUGCAGCAUUGCAGGAACUUCGGGACUCCGACUACCAGCUGUCAACAAUAGGGCUGAAGGCCAGGUGGUAUGGGUUUGAUGACGACAUCUUGAACGUGACCUACAAGGCGGGGAUCGGCACUACGCCCGGGGUGGUUGACGUCAGAGGCUAUGAGGACACCGGGUACUCCACACAGCAUCAGUUCCGGAAUCUACUGCUGAACACCACCCAGAAAUAUUACACCACAGUAGUGGCCAAGUCGCCAGCUGGGGAGGUGACCCUAUCAUCUGACGGUGUGAACAUUAUUGUCAACAAUGCUGACAUCUCUGAGAUGAAGAUAUAUGACGGCCUGGGAUGUAAUUCAUUUCAAGGAACACAGGACUGGACUCCUACACAUCACAACACGUCUGUCGUGUCUGAUUGUCACGAGGACCAGCAGUAUCAGCUGUCAACCACCAUGUUCGCCGCCCACUGGAACGUCACACAGCAAUACACACACCAGUACCCGGAUGUCAAGUGGAAGCUGGAAAAGAAGUUCGCAUUAUCAGACGACCUGUGGCAUACAGAGAAGGAUUGGGAGUACACGGGACACCGCCACCACGUUCUGUCCACGGGCCUGAAUCUUCAGUCGGGGUACACGUUCAGGGCGGCUGUGAAGCUGUGUGCCGUAGAUGUCUGCACUGAAGCCGUCUACAGUGACGGAGUUACAGUUCUACACCAUCCACCUGUUAGCGGCAACAUCAACGUUAACUACGCCGAGACCGACCCAGGCUCCGAGCUUGAGGUGACCAUGACCAGAUUUGCUGACCCUGACAUACCAGUGAAACAUGAAGCAUACAGCGUUGUGGACAGAUAUGAGUGGAGUUUAGCAAACGGUGACCACGACAGCAGACUUCUGACAACGUGGCAGCCAGUGUCAGACAGCACAACCAGUGGAGAUGUGAUGACAUUCCACGUGCAUCUGCCCAAACACCUGGACUUCAGCAAGUGCCGACGUCUUGCUGUUCGAGGCUACAACAAGGUGGGGCUCUCCACCACCGUAUCCGCCGACGUGAGAGACUGUGCUGCAUACGACCCUGCUGUCGUAGUCCCUACGAUUGUUAUCGAUGUUGUUGGCGCCAGACAGGUUGAUGAUGUCGGGUACCCCAUCUCUCUGGACCAGAAUGACGGGUGGGACACCGCUGAUGCUGACUACAGCCCCUACAGGAACAUCCUGUCUGCUGUGUGGCCCACACUCCGUCACAGGAACUACACGUGGGCAGUGCUGUCAGGUGACCAGCUGGACCCCUCAUCUCACUACAAGAAGGACAGUCUGAUGACCUUCACUGACCCCUGUAGCAUGCCGGAUGUCAUCAAGUGCGGCCACACAGACAAGGAAUUUCUGAACGUGGUCGAGGCAGAACGCUGGCUUGUUCACGGGAGGAGGUACUAUGUGUGUGUUCAUGCCGGGGCGAGAGUCGUGGAGUACGAGAAGUGGACAGAGGACUUACCAGAGGUCAGCUCGUGUAGUGACGGGGUCACGGUGGACAUGACGCCACCUAGCGGAGGAAGGGUAUUUCUUGGGGGCCUCACCAGACCCACGUUCCAGACCAGCACCAGUGAGAUCGAGGUUUACUGGGACGGCUUCAUUGACGUGGAAGAGGAAGGGUCUUCUCCACACCCCAGUGGGAUAGCAUAUUAUGAAGUUGCUCUAGGUUCUGAUCCUGGAGGGGAGGAUGUGGCGACAGCACGGAGACAGGGUUUGGUCAACCACGUCAUCCUGAACGGCCUCCAGCUGCACGACGGGCACACCAUCUACGCGUCAGUGACAGCCACCGACUUUGUGAACAAGACCAAGACCGUCAUAUCGUCGGGGAUGUUGAUUGAUUCCACGCCGCCGGUGACGUCGGGGAGGUCAAUACAUUUCUCUGGACAAUACUUGACGACGUCUGUGAUAGAUGUGUGCUGGGAGGGAGCUCUGUCUGACCCGGAGAGUGGCAUUACUAGCUAUGACGUUGGUGUGGGGUCGAGACCUGCCUAUGAUGACGUGGUCAAGUACACAUCUACAACGGACCAGUGUAUGGCUAUCGACGGCGGGGCACCUCUAAUAGACGGACAUGUCUACUUUGUUUCAGUGAAGGGAUACAACAAAGUAGGUCUGCACAGUUUGAUAACAUCACGACCUGUGACGGCGGACACCACGCCGCCCUCUAGCGGCCACGUGUAUGAUGGACAAGGCAGCAUCGUAAGUGGCCAGAUCAAGGAUGCAGACUUUGUCACCGUGAUAUCGGAGAUGGGAUCCUACUGGGAGGGGUUUUCUGACCCCCACUCUUCCAUUAGUCACUAUGUCCUCCAGGUGGGAACGUGUCGGGGAUGUGACGACACGCUCGCUCAGUCACACGUGGGAGCAAGAACAGAUGUGCGGUUCUAUGACGUUUCCUUCAAGUACGGCAUGACGUAUUACGUGACGGUGACCGCGUGCAACAUGGCGGGUAUGUGCACCAUGGCGACAAGUGAUGGCGUCAUCUUAGAUGUGACAGCUCCACGAACAGGGAACAUCAUAGACGGAACCCGAGAUGAAGAUGUCCAAUAUCAGGCUUCCAGGACAUUCCUUGGAUGUAAGUGGCGGGGCUUCCAGGACCCUGAGUCUGGGUUGGACCACUAUGAAUGGCGCGUAGGAACAACACCAGGAGGUGGCGAGAUUCUCGAACCAACGAACGCAGGCCUAGAAGAGGCCAUCUUCCAGACGCUGUCACGUGACCACCAGCUUCCGGUGGCACAGACUCUAUACACGACAGUGCGGGCCUACAAUAAAGCAGGUUUAUACAGUGAAGUCACGUCCAACGGGUUUGUGGUUGACAUCAGUCCACCCGAAGUAGUGGAGACACCAGGGAUCCUGGAUGGAUAUGGAUCCGUUGUGGCUGGGACGUCCAUCAGUAGGACGACUUUGAGGAUAGGCUGGAAGUUCAAGGACGAAGAGUCUUACAUCAAGAGACAGUACCUGUCCAUCUCAUCUCACCAACUGGGGGGAGUUCCAGUCACAUCUUAUGAAGGUGACUGUCAGUUGUCACAUAGGCUUCCAGGACUUCUGGAAGAAUACACGUUGUCCCAGCUGGACCUCCACGACGGAAGCAGCUACACGGUGAAGCUCGUCGCCUGCAAUAUGGCGGGCUUAUGUCACUCCACAGAUACUGGUGCCAUAUUGGUAGACAGCUCGAAACCCGUGACAGGUGCGCUAGCCGUGCACACCGACCAUGCAGCGGGGUUGUCACGACACCAGUCGGGCUGGAUGACAUGGAACGAGACUCAUCUGAACCUCGCCUGGCUUGGCUUCUCUGAUCUACAUUCUGGAAUAACUCACUACAUCAUGACAGUGGGGUCUGCUGAGUUCGGAACCGACCUUACUGAGGGAAACACGUCCGUCCUUGUACAACACAAUGUGUCUGGCAUUGAGCACGAUGACGAAGGCAGAGUUCAGACUGGUGUUGUCCACACGAAGGACCUCUCUUCCACCCGGUCUGUGUUUGUGGCAAUCUGGGCUGUCAACGGGGUCGGCCUUCAGAGCGAUGCGCUUCACCUGGAACUGGAACUAGGCGCCGGGGGUGAGCUGGAGCUGGUGAGACGGUGUCAGUCGUACAACUGUGAGGGGCACUGUGUCUGUGCCGUGCAGGACGGGGCGUGCCAGCACACACCCGGAUGUACACAGCUACAGGAUGGUGGGUCAAACGACGUUCUUGGUGUGACCGAUGUCACUGACCUCCGCUUCACGGCAUCCCAAGACAUUGACCACUCGCCAUCAGACACCUUCAUGGCUGCCCGUUGGACGGUAUUGAAACAACAAGGGCUGCCUUUUACACAGUACGAGGCCAGUCUCGGGAGACAGCGACAACGACUACCCCACGGGGGUGUUUGA